CAAUCUUUUAGACCCCAUUGAUUACUCGUACCCAUUCAAAAAACCCUCCACGCAGGACUGGCAUCACAGCCGUGCCAACUCUGAAAACCCCACGGCUGCAUUAACUGGAGCUGCGGGCGGCCCCAUCACUAGUACCUUUGAACCGGGAGUCGAUGGGUACGGUGAAGACCGUCAGCCCACCGACCCCUCGAAUUCUUCAAACCUGGCCUCCAAUGCGCAAGGCUUACGAUUCUCCCGGAGCAAUUCGUAUCCGGUGCGACCACAUACACCUCCUUUAGGGACUCGAUUGAAUCCACAAAAAGCAUCAACGGCGGAGGAGUCACCGGGGAAGGAUGACAGUCGACAGCAGCGACUUCAUGCGGCCUGGCGAAAUAGUGGUGGCUCAGAUGCCUUUAACAGCUUUCUAGAGAUGGACAACGGAAUGGAAGGGCCAGCUAGCGCUCCCUCGAGUCCGGAAAGCAAAGAAAAGACAUUGAGCGAAGGAUCUUCCAAUGGAUCCUCGAAUGAUGCCGGAUUCACGUUCGAUGAACUCGUUGAUCGCCUUGUUGCACAACCAAUGUCGAAGCAGGACUCCAAAUUCGCGUCUAUAUUCCUCUGCCUUUAUCGCAAGUUUGCCGCACCGUCCACUUUAUUGAAUGCACUUAUCAACCGCUUUGAACGGAACGAGAAGAAUUUUACCGAUCAACUGACUCGCAUUGCGGACCAGCUGAGGUUACUCAAUAUUAUGUCCACCUGGGUAUCGGAGUAUCCAGGCGACCUAGCCUACCCUAAGACCCGCAAGCGGAUUACAGAUUUUGUGUCUACUCUGGAAAAGAGUCACUUUUACAUGUUUGCCGCAAAGGAGGUUGGGUCCUAUCUCGAGAAUAAUGCAGAAGAUGAUGAUGUAGGCUGGCCAUUCAGAGAUGGCGACGUUGAUGAAUUUGACGGGCACGAGACUUUCCUUAACAACUCCGGUCGGAGCUCACCAUCCUUAUUCCUUGGCGGAUCGACGAUGGACGAAGGCGAGGAGCACGAAGAGGAAGAAGACCCUAUAUACAACAUGAGUGCGUUAGAUCUUAGUGAAGGCGCGCCAGACCCAUCUUCGAAGCUUUCGAACUCGGCCACCUUCGAGAAACCCGGCACCGUGUCGAACCAGUCGUUCACAUUUUUGAGCAUGGAAGCUGCACAGAAGGAAUCUCAAAAUCUGGAACUUACCCCUCGGCUAUCAUUGUCAAAAAUGCAAUGGCGACAAUUCAUCGAAAUACCUGAUGAAGAUUUCGCGCGCGAAUUAACCCGGAUUGACUGGAUCAUGUUCAACUCGUUCCGGCCACGGGAUCUUGUGCGGCAUGUCAGUAUUUCUGGGCCGGACAAAGACAAGAUAAAGAGUUUAAAGCAUGUCAAUCGGAUGAUCAAACAGUUCAAUCAUCUAGCAUUUUUCGUUGCUAGCGUUAUCCUCUUCCGAGACAAGCCUAAGCACCGAGCGAAGGCAUUGGAAAAGUUCAUGAACGUUGCACAAAAACUGCGUCGAUUAAAUAACUAUAAUUCUCUCGGUGCAGUAAUCGCCGGAAUCAACGGAACACCCGUGCAUCGACUGUCGCAGACGCGCGAUUCCGUGCCUGUUCAAACGCAAAAAGAUUUCAUGAGGCUGGUUAUCCUCAUGGGGACACAAAAGAGUCACUUUGCAUAUCGCCUAGCAUGGGACAAUACCUUCUCAGAAAGGAUCCCAUUCCUCCCACUGCAUCGGCGAGAUCUGGUCUCCGCUGAAGAGGGGAACAGAACGUUUAUAGGAGAAAACAAGUCUAGGAUCAACUGGCGGAAAUUUGAGGUGAUGGGGGAGGUUGUAUUGGGUAUUCAGCGCAGCCAGAAGACACCUUAUCCUCAUCUACAAAGGUAUGAGGACGCAGCCAGACUGGUACUUGAUGUCAAACUAUCGGGUGACGAUGAGGAUUUGUAUGCACGCAGUUCCCAGGUCGAGCCAUCUGCUGGCGGCGAGACGGGACGCAAAAAGUUCGGCUGGUUACGGUCGUAAAAGGGCAUGAUGGAAGAUUCCUCUUUUCUCAAAU
Molecule: messenger RNA, 2042 nt
Organism: Aspergillus pseudonomiae
Lineage: Eukaryota; Fungi; Ascomycota; Eurotiomycetes; Eurotiales; Aspergillaceae
Product: putative Ras guanyl-nucleotide exchange factor RasGEF
Exons: 3
Coding region: 410-2008 (532 amino acids)
Biological process (GO): positive regulation of GTPase activity; Ras protein signal transduction
Cellular component (GO): plasma membrane
Molecular function (GO): guanyl-nucleotide exchange factor activity
Source: RefSeq, a predicted model, not a curated record